This is a messenger RNA of Ruditapes philippinarum (Manila clam), 1103 nucleotides long. RefSeq names its product protocadherin beta-4-like. The transcript has 5 exons. Gene Ontology annotation, biological process: homophilic cell-cell adhesion. The record is from RefSeq and is a predicted model, not a curated record. Bases 206 to 961 code for a protein of 251 amino acids. Gene Ontology annotation, molecular function: calcium ion binding. Gene Ontology annotation, cellular component: membrane. Lineage: Eukaryota; Metazoa; Mollusca; Bivalvia; Venerida; Veneridae.
UAUUAUCAUGUACUGUCACGUUUUACUUUGUUAAAGAGAAAAGGGUCUCAGUUAUUGGAACUGAGUGUCGUUUCUAUGUAUUUUGGAAACCAAGCUAUGGAAAUACAAGAAGGGUUGUAUAAAAUGACGAAGGAACCAGAUAUUGGCCAAAUUGUUUAACAAUACUGCAAUAAUUAACCUCGUUGGACAGGAAAGGAAGGGAAAGAUGUUGCGAUCUUAUAUCACUGCAGUAGUGCUGGUAGCUUGUCUCUUCAAUUGUGGGGAUGCAGUAAUCACUGGCUGGACUUCUCCAUCUGUCAUAGCUACUACUUCUGGUACUGCGGGCGGAAUCUCCAUAGCUGAGAAUACAGCUCUCGACACAACAAUAUCAACAUUUACGGCUACAAGUCAUGGUGCAGUUACUAGUUACACAUUGUUAACACCGGGCACGCCUUUUUCUCUGGUUACAGUUACUGGAGUGUUGAAGUUAUCCACAGCCCUAGAUUAUGAAACUACAAUCAGUUAUACUAUUGAGGUGGAAGCGACAGACGAUGCUAGUGCUGUCGGCACUGCAACGGUGGUAAUCACAAUAACUGAUGUUAAUGAAGCACCAGCGUUUAGCCAAAUAUCUUAUAACGUUUGCGCAACAGAUGGUUCAGCUGCAGAUACAAGUGUCACAACUUUCUCUGCCUCUGAUGAAGACGCAAAUGAUGUCAUUACCUACGUGUUCGCUUCUGGAAACGUAAACACCGACUUCAAAAUUGCGACAGCAGAGCUUAAGGUCAAUACUGCAAAAACCCUUGACAGAGCUAUUACAGCCACCUAUACACUUGUUGUACAUGCUACUGAUGAUGGCAGUCCAGGACUAACUGGAACAGCUACAUACACAGUCAACGUCCAGACGUCUUGCAGUGGAACAGCGGCUUUGACCAUGACAUUUAUUACACUUUUCCUGGCAUCACUUAUAUCGUCUUUAAACUAAUUCUCUAAAGCUUUAUUGAAUGAACCAACCACCGACGGCUAAAUAACAGGCACAUUAUGCCUCAGACUUUUUUCCUAAAAAACAUUCAUUUUAGUUAUCUUGAUUCAGUUUCGAAAUAAAAGGGCCGUAUACAUAAACUAUA